This is a messenger RNA of Selaginella moellendorffii, 1578 nucleotides long. RefSeq names its product pentatricopeptide repeat-containing protein At2g35030, mitochondrial-like. Gene Ontology annotation, molecular function: protein binding. Lineage: Eukaryota; Viridiplantae; Streptophyta; Lycopodiopsida; Selaginellales; Selaginellaceae. The record is from RefSeq and is a predicted model, not a curated record. Bases 1 to 1578 code for a protein of 525 amino acids. The transcript is spliced from 2 exons.
AUGGACGUGAAAUCUCUAGCUUCGCUCGUCCGAUCCAGUGGCGAAUCUAGAAAUCUCGCCCGGGGCCGCGAGCUACACGAAGCGAUUCGUAAAGGGCAGCACGGCCAGAACACGCUGCUCUUGAAUCUCUUGAUCGAGAUGUACGGAAGAAUGGACGGCCCGGAUGUCGUGCUGUGGACGCUGAUGCUCACGGCGUACGGCCGCCGCGGGAAUCUAGACGAGGCGAAAGGAAUCUUUGACCGGAUGCCCGACCGGAAUAUCGUGACGUGGACGGCGAUGGUGCAGGCAUAUGCCCAGCAUCGGAAUCUCGCCGGUGCCAAGUCGGUGUUUGACCGGAUGCCCGAGUGGAAUCUCGUGACGUGGAAUACCCUGCUUAUGGCAUAUGCCCGGGAAGGGUAUCUGGACGUGGUCAAGAGAAUGUUUGACGAGAUGCUCGAGCGUAAUGUGGUCACGUACUCUACGAUGCUGCAGGCAUAUUCCGAGAGUGGUGAGUUCUCCGGGGUUGAGUAUUUACGAGAAAAGAUUCCAGAGCACGACGUGGUAUCUAUGACAGCUAUGCUCUCGGCAUAUGCCCAAGAAGGGGAUCUUGUGGUAGCAAGAAGAAUGUUUGCGAAUAUGCCGGAGCAUAAUACGGUAGCUUGGACUGCGAUGCUGCAAGCUUACGCUGUGAACAGGAAUCUACGCGGUGCGAAAGAGGUAUUUGAUAGAAUGCGUGAGAAGACUUUGGUCGCGUGGAAUACGCUUCUACAGGCAUAUGCCGAGGAUGGGAAUCUAGAGGCUGUAAUGAGCAUCUUUGGAAAGAUGCCCGAGUAUAAUGUUGUCACGUGUACCGCAGUGAUUCUUAUCCUUGGUGAACACGCCCAGCUAAACGAGGUUAAAGCAACGUUUGAUAAGAUGCCUCUUCACGACAUUGUAACGUGGACAAGCCUACUAACGGCAUAUACCCAGAACGGGCAUCUUCUAGAUGCGAGGCUUACGUUCGAGAAUAUGCCCAAGAGGAACGUUGUCUCUUACAACAUUAUCAUUGGAGCAUAUGCUCACAAAGGUCUUACAGCCAAAGCAAGAAAGAUGUUCUAUCAAUCUCCUGAGAGAAACACUAUAACUUUCACGACUUUGAUCGUAGCAAACGCUCAAUCUGGACAUGACAAAGAAGCGAUCGAGUGUUUUGGGCUGAUGUUCCUGGACUCCUGCAAACCAAACGAGAUCUCAUACCUCGGAGUUUUGAUAGCCUGUUGCCAUGGAGGCCGAUUGGAACAAGGAUGGUCUUACUUCUUGCUGAUGAGCGAGGAUCCCUUGCUUAGACCCGGGAUAGAACACUUCUCUUGCAUGGUGGAUCUUCUCGCGAGAGCUGGGCAGCUUGACAGGGCCGAGGAGCUCAUAAACCAAAUGCCCUUUGUCCCUGACGAGAUCACCUGGGGAGCUCUUCUCGCGGGGUGUAAAACUCAUCGAGAUUUCCAGCGAGCGAAAGUGGCGGCUUCGCAUUUGUACGAUGGAGACCCUGAGAAUUCAACAUCACACGUUCUUUUGUCAAACCUCUACGGCGAAAAAGUACCUAGAGAGAAAUCGAAAGCGACUUAG